Messenger RNA from Mesorhabditis spiculigera, 669 nucleotides. The record is from the annotation of a GenBank genome assembly. NCBI's taxonomy places the organism in Eukaryota, Metazoa, Nematoda, Chromadorea, Rhabditida, Rhabditidae.
AUGCAUCCCUAUUUCACGUCCCGGGCGGCGAGGCGGUCGCUAGCCGAACAAACAGCCUUCCGGAACAUUCUACGAAGCUUGGCGGUGGCGUUGUCGAUAUAUGCUCUGGGGGUUACUGUAUGUGUCUAUUUGCUAAAUCGCGGGCAGCAUGCGCUAUGCGGGAGACCAUCAGGGACGACAUGCCGCCCAGGAUGGUAUCCGGUGCCGGAAUUCAAAAAGUGUCUCAAGGUAUUCUUCGGCCAAACAAGCACCAUAACCGCGGCACAAGCGUGUCAUGCCAUGGACGCCGGGCUGCUGGCCCUCAACAGUAUCGAGGAGGAAUAUUUUGUUUUAAACAUGGAGGUCGGCGGGGAGCCGCUCCGCAAUAAAUGUGAAUUCUUGCUGCUGAGCCCGUGGUCGGAGGGCUCUGGCCAGCAGUUGACCGGACCAAAAGGGGAACAAAGGCUGUAUUCGAAUUUCGUAGACGAUGAACCACAAAAGAUGAGCACUGUGCGUGGAUUGAGACGCGCCGUUAUAAACCGCCUCACCAUCCGCCGACCAAUUUUUCGGGCACCUGGAUUAGCGAGGGUUGUGACGUCGCACGCUCGAGAAGCGCCUACAUUUGUGAAAAGGAAGAAUCUAUUAAGGAUGAAUUAUAAAAGGGACAUUCAACACAGGCGAACAACAGCC